AUGGCAUGGACUGCUGUUCCACUAGCACUCAUGUGGUUUAUAAUAGAAAUGGACCCUGGGCCUAACUCAACCUCAAAAGUCAGCUCAAAGGUGGUUCAUACAUAUAUUUUUAUUCUGCAGAGAACGAAAAUAAUAUCUGAAUUAUUAAUAUCUGUUUCAAAAGCUGAGAGGCAAGAGGCACGUAUGAAAGUGCGACAGGAAUCUUUGAGACUGGGUAACGUGGGAGUAAUCAGAGCUGGAACCAUUAUUUCUGAGGCCUGGGAAGAUGGGCAAGCACUAAAGGACCUCAAUGCUCAGCUUAGAAACUUAUUAGAAACUAAAGAAGCUAUUGAACGGCAGCGUAAAUUGCUCAAGAAACGACAACCAGAUAAAAGUGAUGGAGGAGAUGUGGAGGGAGGUUUGCAGGAAGAAGAUUCUCUCAUUCAGGAUGAGAUCUACAAGUCUCGUUUAGCCAGCAUCAAACGUGAGGAAGAUGUGAUAAUGCGUGAGAGGGACCGAUAUGAACUAGAGAAAGGAAGGUUAAUUCGUGAAAUGAAACGCAUACGUGAUGAAGAUGGUUCUCGUUUUAACAAUUUUCAGAUUUUGAACCACCGAUAUGCCCUCUUAAACCUUCUUGGAAAAGGAGGAUUUAGUGAGGUGUAUAAGGCUUUCGACUUGGUAGACCAUAGAUAUGUUGCAUGUAAGCUACAUGGACUAAAUGCUCAGUGGAGCGAAGAGAAGAAGCAAAGUUACAUACGGCAUGCAAUCAGGGAGUACAACAUCCAUAAGACUUUGGUGCACCAUCACAUUGUGCGGCUUUGGGACAUUUUUGAGAUAGACCAAAACACAUUUUGCACUAUCUUGGAGUACUGUAGUGGAAAGGACCUUGAUGCAGUUCUCAAAGCAACACCUGUGUUGCCAGAAAGAGAAGCAAGGAUCAUCAUUGUGCAGAUUUUUCAAGGCCUUGUCUACUUGAAUAAAAAGUCACAGAAGAUCAUCCAUUAUGAUUUGAAGCCAGGGAAUGUUCUGUUUGAUGAGUUUGGCAUUGCUAAGUUCACUGAUUUUGGCCUUAGCAAGAUAGUGGAGGAUGAUGUUGGAUCCCAGGGCAUGGAGCUAACAUCCCAGGGAGCUGGAACGUACUGGUACCUUCCUCCUGAAUGCUUUGAGCUAAGCAAGACGCCUCUUAUAUCCUCAAAGGUUGAUGUCUGGUCGGCUGGUAUUUUGUUGUACCAAAUGCUGUUUGGUAAACGGCCCUUUGGGCACGACCAGUCACAAGAGAGAAUACUGAGGGAGGACACCAUUAUUAAAGCAAGAAAGGUUGAAUUCCCUACAAGACCAGCUGUCUCUAAUGAGGCAAAGGAGUUCAUUCGUCGUUGUUUAACAUAUAAUCAAGCAGAGAGGCCAGAUGUUUUAAGUAUUGCUCAAGACCCUUACUUGACAUACACAAAGAAAUGAUAGGAAGAUGUUAAUCACAACUACUUGGGCAGAGGGUCGUGCCUCUCGUCUAUGAAAAACGCUGAUCUUCUAAUGUUGGGACGAGGAGUGGUGCUCUGGGAAUUUUGUAUAGUUGUAAAGCCAUGUAAUUUUUUGUCCCUCUACCUUCGACUAGAGGGCCUUUGCUUGAGCCCCCAAAAACAUUUAAUAGUGCAUUUUAUGAUUUUA
This is a messenger RNA of Nicotiana tabacum (common tobacco), 1641 nucleotides long. NCBI's taxonomy places the organism in Eukaryota, Viridiplantae, Streptophyta, Magnoliopsida, Solanales, Solanaceae. The record is from RefSeq and is a predicted model, not a curated record.